ACUAGACUCUUUACUGUAUUCGUUGGGUCAGCACUGCAGAGAUUAGCUUGCUACACAGACAGGGAUUCCUAAACCCGAAUCAUGCACAUCGCCAUUACAACUAAAUGGGAGUGGAGCAGAAAUUGUGCAAGAUAUGGAUAGAUUCCGUUGGUCCUAUAAAUAUUGCGCGGUCGUUGCUUCGAUUCAAGUUUCCACAAAGUCCCCCAUUCCAUUAUAAUGCUUCUCGAGGAGUCGGCUCUUUGGAACCAUCGUGGUGUGCUGAUUUCCUCACGUGUGUUUUCUGUUAAAAGUGGCGAGGCUGGGAUAAACACACGAACAUUUGCAAACAAGAGGCAUUAGCGCGGGUACAUUUGUUUCGUUUUUUUGACUUGCUGUGAUUUCUGAAGUCGAGGAGGAAGGUGUAACGUUAGGUAGUUGUAGUUGUGAUCCAGCAACAAAAAACAAAAAAACAAGCUGAAACAUGGGGAACGCAGGGAGUAUGGACCAGCAAACUGAUUUCAGGGGACAUAACAUGCCUCUGAAGCUGCCUAUGCCGCAGCCAGGCGAAUUGGAGGAGAGAUUCGCAAUCGUUUUGAACUCUAUGAACCUUCCUCCAGACAAAGCGCGACUAUUGCGGCAGUACGACAACGAGAAGAAGUGGGAACUUAUCUGUGAUCAGGAACGAUUCCAAGUGAAGAACCCCCCCCACACAUACAUCCAGAAGCUGAGGGGCUUUCUGGACCCGGCCGCCACCAGGAAGAAAUUCAGACGGAGGGUGCAGGAGUCCACCCAGGUCCUGAGAGAACUGGAAAUUUCGUUAAGGACCAAUCACAUAGGGUGGGUGAGAGAGUUCUUAAACGAAGAAAACAAAGGCCUGGACGUACUGGUGGAGUAUCUGUCUUUUGCGCAGUACGCUGUCACGUUUGAUGGCGACAGCGUGGAGAACAACCCGGAGAAGUCGGUGGACAAGCCCUGGAGCAGAUCCAUAGAGGACCUGCAUGGGGGGAGUAACCUCCCGUCCCCCGUCAGCGGGAACAGCAUUACCCGCGCCGGGCGACACGCCACGCUACGUUACCUCCUGACACAGGCUGACAAGUCAAGGACACCGAGCUCUUUGAAAUGCCCAAAGUAUUCGCAAGGACGAUGUUGCAACGCGUUGCCGAGCCGGAGAACUCUGAAGAACUCCCGGCUGGUCUGUAAGAAGGACGACGUUCACGUCUGCAUCAUGUGCCUGCGAGCCAUCAUGAACUACCAGUACGGCUUCAACAUGGUGAUGUCCCACCCGCACGCUGUGAAUGAAAUUGCACUAAGUCUGAACAAUAAGAAUCCCAGAACCAAAGCUCUGGUGUUGGAGCUGCUGGCCGCCGUGUGUCUCGUGAGGGGGGGACACGAAAUCAUUCUCUCUGCGUUCGACAACUUCAAGGAGGUGUGUGCUGAGACGCAGCGGUUCGAGAGGCUGAUGGAACACUUCAAGGACAUGGACAACAACAUCGACUUUAUGGUGGCGUGUAUGCAGUUCAUCAACAUCGUGGUCCACUCGGUAGAGGACAUGAACUUCCGGGUUCACCUGCAGUACGACUUCACCAAGCUCUGUCUGGACACCUACCUGGAUAAGCUGAAGCAUACGGAGAGUGACAAGCUGUCGGUGCAGAUCCAGGCCUACCUAGACAACGUGUUUGACGUGGGCACCCUGCUGGAGGACGCCGAGACCAAGAACGCCGCGCUGGAGCGCGUGGAGGAGCUGGAGGAGAACAUGUCACAUAUGACGGAGAAGCUGCAGGACACGGAGAACGAGGCCAUGUCCAAGAUCGUGGAGCUGGAGAAACAGCUGAUGACGCGCAACAAGGAGCUCGACUCGAUCCGGGAGGUGUACAAGGACGCCAACUCGCAGGUGCACACGCUGCGGCGGAUGGUGAAGGAGAAGGACGAGGCCAUCCAGAGGCAGUGCAACCUGGAGAAGAAGAUCCACGAGCUGGAGAAGCAGGGCACCAUGACGAUCCAGAAGAAGGGCGACGGGGACAUCUCCAACCUGCCCUCGCCGCCCGCCCCCGGGGGCCCGCUGGUGGCUGGCGUGCCAGGGGUCUAUAACGGGGGCACGGUCAGCCCGAUGGGGUCGAAUGGGGUCCCGGGGAUGCCCCCUCCUCCUCCCCCACCGCUUGUGCCUGGGACGGUGCCAAAUGGGCCUUUGGCUGGUCCCGCCGCUCCCCCUCCCCCGCCGCCCCCUCCUCCUCCGCCUCCCCGCCCCAUGGAGGUGUCUGCUCCCCUGCCCCCGCCUCCACCCCCAUGGCCCCCGCUCCCGGGCUGUGGAUCCCCCACCGUCAUCUUCAACUCAGGGUUAGCAGCCGUGAAGAUUAAAAAGCCCAUCAAGACCAAGUUCCGUUUGCCCGUGUUCAACUGGGUGGCGCUGAAGCCCAACCAAAUCAACGGCACUGUGUUCAACGAGAUCGACGACGAGAGGAUACUGGAGGACCUGAACGUGGAUGAGUUUGAGGAGAUGUUCAAGACGAAAGCCCAGGGCCCGGCCAUCGAUUUGAUCAUGAGCAAGACCAAGGUCAUCCAGAAGGGGCCCAACAAGGUGGCACUGCUGGACGCCAACCGGGCCAAGAACAUGGCCAUCACCCUGAGGAAAGUGGGAAAGGCCCCUGAGGAGAUCUGCAAGGCCAUCCAGCUGUUUGACCUGCGCACCCUGUCGGUGGACUAUGUGGAGUGUCUGAUGCGCUUCCUGCCCACGGAGAGCGAGGUGAAGAUCAUGCGUCAGUACGAGAAGGAGAGGAAGCCCGUGGAGGCGCUGACGGACGAGGACCGCUUCAUGAUGCACUUCAGCAAGAUCGAGCGACUCAUGCAGAAGAUGACCAUCAUGGCCUUCAUUGGCAACUUCUGCGAGAGCGUACAGAUGCUGACGCCGCAACUCCAUGCGGUCAUCGCAGCAUCUGUGUCAAUAAAGUCCUCGCAGAAACUCAAGAAAAUUCUCGAGAUCAUCUUGGCGCUCGGAAACUACAUGAACAGCAGCAAACGGGGAGCAGUAUACGGUUUCAAGCUGCAGAGUUUAGAUUUGCUACUGGACACCAAGUCGACAGACCGGAAAAUGACUCUGCUGCACUACAUAGCCAAUGUGGUGAAGGAGAAGUACCAGCAGGUCAAUCUGUUCUACAACGAACUGCAUUACGUGGAGAAGGCCGCAGCAGUGUCGUUAGAGAACGUUCUGCUGGAUGUGAAGGAGCUCCAGCGGGGAAUGGACCUGACCAAGAGAGAGUAUAGCAUGCACGGUCACAACACCAUGCUCAAAGACUUCAUCACACACAACGAGGGCAAGCUGAAAAAGCUGCAGGACGAAGCCAAGAUCGCGCUGGACGCCUUCGACGAGGCCGUCAAAUUCUUCGGCGAGAAUUCCAAAACGACGCCCCCGUCCGUGUUCUUCCCGGUGUUUGUGCGCUUCGUCAAGGCCUACAGGCAAGCGGAGGAGGACAACGAGCAAAGGAAGAGAGCAGAGCUGAUGAUGAUGGAGAAGCUUCUGGAGCAGGAGGCCAUGCUGGACCAGGAGGACCAGAAGUCUCCGUCCCAUAAGAACACCCGGGGCAGGAGUCAGCAGCAGGAGGUGAUAGCUGAGCUGAGGAAGAAGCAGGUGAAGGAUACGGGCAGCCGCCACGUCUACGAGGGAAAGGACGGAGCCAUCGAGGACAUCAUCACGGAUCUUCGAAAUCAGCCUUACAGGAGAGCCGACGCGGUGAGGAGGAGCGUCAGAAGGCGCUUUGACGACCAAAACUUGCGGCCGGUCAACAACACUGAAGUUGUCAUGUGAUGAGGGAACAGUGCAUGGGGGGGGGGGGGUGUAACAGCCUCUCACUCUGGACUGAAAGAGAAAUGGAUGGACUGAAAGAGAAAUAGAAGGACUGAAGGAAAGAGAGAUGGAUGGGUCAGAAAGGUCAGUCAUAGGGAACCUUAGACAAGCCAAGUGCCUGAAACGUACUUUUUAUGUGAUCAGUUUUAUUUUUUCAUUACUUCAAGCAAUGCAACUUGACCUGGCUUUAACUGUAAUUUCCUUUGAUGUGUAAAACUGGACUCAAACGUCUGUAGGGAGAAUUCCUGGAAGAGAUUUUUCCCGAAAGAAGUGUAGAAUGUACAUGUGACACGGUUCCCGUUAUGCCUCGAUCACACCUCCCAGCGUCAUUGCGUCAUGGUACACCAGAAGCACAUGCAUUUCCAAUGGAGGCGCUGCGUUUGCCUUUGCCGCGUGGCAUUGGCAGUUGCAGUACGCUCCAGUGUCGGUGCGUACGUCGGACAAACCAAACGACGCAUCACAUUCUAUGCGUGGACGGCUUGACAGAAACGGUAGCAGAAAGGUGAAUGUGGAACUUCUGUUGCGCACAUAUCCAGAUGAGGCCGCGUGCCAUUUUGCGCAUGACACUGCAGGUGUGUUCGAGGCGUCAAAGUAUUCCGCCACAGGUGAUGAAUAUGAUAUUCAAUAGAAAAUAUCUUAUUACAUUCCUGGUGCUACUGCCAUUGCUCUUGGAAUUCCAACAAUGUGCUCGAGUGGCACUUUAAAAAACGCAUUAGCUUUUCCAUCGUUGCUAAAGGGCUAAUGGCCUUAUUAAAGGGGACAAGUCUUACAUGAAAUACUAUGAAGCAGUGAUCCAAAACUAAUAUGCUCAAUGAAAGUACUUAAGCAAGUAUCAGGUAGACUUCUGUACACCAACGUGUGACCACAGUUAGAGAAAUCGUAUCGGAAAUAAUAUAACUCAGAGAGGUGUGGCUCUCUCGAAAUGAGACCAGGCUAAUGUGAAUUGUGUAUAGCUAGGCCUCUAUAUUACGGUAUUAACAUCUCAUUCAUCGGUGUUAACAUGGUUAGUGGACCAAGUCGUGAAUUAUUAGAGAGAACUACAGUACCAGUCAAAGGUUUGGACACACCUACUCAAUCAAGAGUUUUUCUGUAUUUAUUGACUAUUUUCUACAUUGUAGAAUAAUAGUGAAGGUAACAAAACUAUGAAAUAAUACAUAUGGAAUCAUGUAGUAUCCCCAAAAAGUGUUAAAACAGAUGAAAAUAGAUUCUUCAAAGUAGACACCCUUUGCCUUGAUGACAGCUUUGCACACUCUUGGCAUUCUCUUCAGCUUUACCUUGAAUGCUUUUCCAACAGUCUUGAAGGAGUUCCCACAUAUGCUGAGCACUUGUUGGCUGCUUUUCCUUCACUCUGUGGUCCAACUCAUCCCAAACCAUCUCAAUUGGGUUGAGGUCGGGUGAUUGUGGAGGCCAGGUCAUCUGAUGCAGCACUCCAUCACUUUCCUUGGUCAAAUAGCCCUUACACAGCCUGGAGGUGUGUUUUGGGUCAUUGUCCUGUUGAAAACCAAUUGAUAGUCCCACUAAGCGCAAACGAGAUGGGAAUGGUGAAUCGCUGCAGAACGCUAUGGAAGCCAUGCUGGUUAAGUGUGCCUUGAAUUCUAAAUAAAUCACAGUGUCACCAGAAAAGCAUCCCCAAACCAUCACACCUCCAUGCUUCACGAUGGGAACCACAUGCUGAGAUCAUCCGUUCACUUACUCUGCAUCUCACAAAGACACAGCGGUUGGAACCAAAAUUCCAAAAUGUUGACUUAUCAGUCCAAAGGAUAGAUUUCCACCGGUCUAAUGUCCUUUGCUUGUGUUUCUUGGCCCAAGCAAGUCUCCUUCUGCAGCAAUUUGACCAUGGAGACCUGAUUCACACAGUCUCCUCUGAACAGUUGAUGUUGAGAUGUGUGUGUUACUUGAACUCCGUGAAGUAUUUAUUUGGGCUGCAAUUUUUGAGGCUGGUAACUCUAAUGAACUUAUCCUCUGCAGCAGAGGUAACUCUGGUUCUUCCUUUCCUGUGGCGGUCCUCAUGAGAUCCAGUUUCAUCAUAGCACCUUCCUGUCUCAUCAUAGCACCUUCCUGUCUUAAAGUAAUGGUGGACUGUUGUUUUUCUUUGCUUAUUUUAACUGUUCUUGCCAUAAUAUGGACUUGGUCUUUUACCAAAUAGGGCUAUCUUCUGUAUACCACCCCUACCUUGUCACAGCACAGCUGAUUGGCUGAAACACAUUAAGAUGGAAAGAAAUUCAACAAAUUAACAAGGUACACCUGUUAAUUGAAAUGCAUUCCAGGUGACUACCUCAUGAAGCUGGUUGAGAGAAUGCCAAGAGUGUGCAAAGCUGUCAUCAAGGCAAAGGGUGGCUACUUUGAAGAAUCUCAAAUAUAAAAUAUAUUUUGAUUUAUUUAACACUUUUUUGGUUACAACAUGAUUGUGUUAUUCAUAGUUUUAAUGUCUUCACUAUUAUUCCACAAUGUAGAAAAUAGUAAAACUAAAGAAAAAAAUCCUUGAAUAAGUAGUUGUGUCCAAACUUUUGACUUACUGUACAUUGUCUGCUCAUGUAGACCUCAAGUGCUAUUCAAAUGCAAUGCUGUUAAGUGGAUGGUGGGGCUCUUGAGCCACAAUAGCUCUGGUUCAGGGAGUCGUCCGGUCGAAGGACCACGAGAGCACACCCGAACGACUCCCCGGACCAGAGCCACAAUUGACUCAGAGCGAAUAGGAAAGGUGCUAAAACAAAGACUUAUCAGCAGAUACACUUCCAGUCAAGUGUAGUGGCUACAAGGAAGGUACUUUAGGCUACUUGAGGAGCUUGUCAUGGAAACUGGAUUCCAAGUUUCUUUUUUUACUCUGAAAACCUGCAAUCGGCUAAUGAAUCUCUAGGUAACUGUCCACUCACUAUUAUUGUACAUUUAAUGUAUAGUAUUUAACCACUGUAAACGGUAUCCAUUCAGUUUUGCUCACGUGACCCACUUUGACGUGAGCAACAGUCAUUUUUUUUAAAGUGUUUAGCUAGUUAAUUAUAUUAAAAAAAUGUCAGAACAAACAAAAAGUACACAACAACAAAAAAGUUUUGUAAAUGUACAGAUAUUUUGCUACAAAAAUUGUUACAUUGUUUUUUACUUCUUAAUCCACUCAUUACUAUAAAGGUAACUAUUGUACAUAUUGUUUAAAACAAAAUGUGCAUCACCCUGUGAUACACAAUUUGAAUGUUAUUUUAACUUAUAGGUUUGUCCAUUUUGUAUAUUUAAUUAAGCCGGGGGGAAAAACAAAUCUGGGUUCACUUUAACACAACGGAUCUAUUGUGUGAAGCAGAAUGCCCUGGUGUCACACUUGCCUGAGUAAAGAGGCAUUAUAUUAAUGUAUGUUCCAAAUGGCACUCUAUUCCCUAUCUAGGUUACUAUUUUUGACCCUAUGGGCCUUGGUAAAAAAAAAUAUCAAAAGUAGUGCCCUAUAUAGGGAGUCAUUUGGGCCAUAACCCAUUGACGUUCAGAGAAGCUUUCUGUGGUCUUGGGACCAUAAUUGUCCACGUUAGCAUGUGCAACAAACCACUCAUCUCUAUACUUCCUAUGUGAACUGUUGACCACUCAUCAGCUUCACUCAUUAGACUGGAUAAUAGUGGCAUGUUUUUGUUUUUUCUUCAGAAAUGUAUUUUAGGCAUUGUGUGCUUAUUACAAAAUACUUUUAAAUAACAUUUAGUUAAAGAUAGACCGAGUUCUGGACAUGAUCAAAUAAACUAUUUACACUAUUA
Oncorhynchus nerka (sockeye salmon) is the source of this 7539-nucleotide messenger RNA. Its product is annotated as formin-like protein 2. Gene Ontology annotation, biological process: cell migration; cortical actin cytoskeleton organization; regulation of cell shape. Gene Ontology annotation, molecular function: small GTPase binding; actin filament binding. Gene Ontology annotation, cellular component: cytosol. The record is from RefSeq and is a predicted model, not a curated record. Lineage: Eukaryota; Metazoa; Chordata; Actinopteri; Salmoniformes; Salmonidae.